AUGCUGCAUUCUCGUCUUCGGCCAGCUGCCCGUGGCAACCCCACUGCAGCCAGUCACACGAGGCCUACGGCCCUAGCGCCAGAAUUCGACGAUGCAAAUGAGAGUUCAGAUCCUGAAGAGUCCCAAGAAGACCUCUUCAGUGCGUUUCUGCCUCAUCUCUUUCCCGAUGAUGCACCCUCGUUCCACGGUGAUCCCGGGCAGCGCCUGAUCUAUACGUCCCCGCGCUAUGGCGAGCUAGAAAUCAUGGUUCCAUCCUAUCCAGGCCAAACGAGAGAUAAUUCUGAAAAAGGGACAAAUGGACCGGAAAAGAAGGAUGAGGGUAAUCAGGCCGAGGAGGGAAGGAAGCUGUUUGCGCAUAUUCUGUGGAGUGCGGGAAUGGUGGUAGCAGAAGGUGUAGAGAAUGCGGAUUGUAAGGCGAUGGAGAACGUGUCUGCUGCGCAAAAAGAGGCUUGUGAGGUUUGGUCUGUGCAGGGAGAAACGGUCUUGGAACUCGGCGCCGGCGCUGCUCUCCCCUCUCUUAUUUGCGCACUCGCCAAUGCCUCGCUGGUCGUCGCAACGGACCACCCUAGUUCGUCAGCUCUUAGCGGUGCAAUUGAUUUUAACGUAAGGCAGAACGUCCUCCGACAUCAAACCUCACAUCAGACCACUACCUCUAUCCAGCCCCAUGAAUGGGGGACUCUCACAGACUCCUUUUCACAAUCCCACAGGGGGGCUUUUACUCGCGUCAUCGCCGCCGACUGCUUCUGGAUGCGCUCGCAGCAUGAGAACCUCGCGCGAACGAUGCAGUGGUUCCUUGCACCGGGAGGCAGAGUCUGGUGUGUUGGCAGUUUCCACACGGGUCGGGCCAUCGUGGCAGGCUUCUUUGAAACCGCACUCGAAAAUGGCUUUGAGAUGGAGCAAAUUUUCGAGAGGGAUUUAGUCGAUAGGGAUGAACAGGGCAGGGAGAUCCGGCGGGAAUGGGUUCCCCAACGGGAGGGCGAAGGUCCGGAGAAUCGUCAGCGAUGGUGUGUGAUUGCGGUUCUGAAGCGGAGAGAGGAAUACUGGAGGGACCUGGGCUGA
Molecule: messenger RNA, 1059 nt
Organism: Penicillium macrosclerotiorum
Lineage: Eukaryota; Fungi; Ascomycota; Eurotiomycetes; Eurotiales; Aspergillaceae
Product: putative nicotinamide N-methyltransferase
Exons: 2
Coding region: 1-1059 (352 amino acids)
Biological process (GO): peptidyl-lysine dimethylation
Molecular function (GO): protein-lysine N-methyltransferase activity
Source: RefSeq, a predicted model, not a curated record